This is a messenger RNA of Trypanosoma theileri, 1254 nucleotides long. RefSeq names its product putative methylenetetrahydrofolate dehydrogenase-like protein. The transcript has a single exon. Gene Ontology annotation, biological process: tetrahydrofolate interconversion. The record is from RefSeq and is a predicted model, not a curated record. Bases 1 to 1254 code for a protein of 417 amino acids. Gene Ontology annotation, molecular function: methylenetetrahydrofolate dehydrogenase (NADP+) activity; methenyltetrahydrofolate cyclohydrolase activity. Gene Ontology annotation, cellular component: cytosol. NCBI's taxonomy places the organism in Eukaryota, Euglenozoa, Kinetoplastea, Trypanosomatida, Trypanosomatidae.
AUGCCAGCUGAAAUUCUUAGUGGCCGUGGUCUCUCUGCCGUGAUGCUUGAGCGGAUUAAAUCUGAGAUUUCGUUAUUAAGACGUCCUCCAUCACUUGCGGUUGUGAUGAUUGGGGACCGACAAGAUUCACAGCGGUAUGUUGCCAUGAAGCGACGGGCCGCAGAGCGCUGCGGUAUUUCUUUUCAUUUACACCAACUUCCCGCAUCUGUGCAGCAACAGCAACUUCACCGUGAACUGCAGUGGAUUUGCCGCGAUGAGUCCAUUGAUGGAGUACUGCUGCAAUUGCCACUACCAUCGCAUCUCCGUGUGCGGCCGGCGUUAUUGUGUAUUCAUCCACAGAAAGACGUGGAUGGACUUCACCCACUUAAUGCGGGGAAUCUCUUUCUACACGAAAACCCAAUCUACGCUGGUGUCCUUCAACGUAAUUUCUCUAUAGCCAAGGCAGAGACUUUGGUCUCGCGCCAUCUAGUGGAGGGAAAAUACUUUGUGCCUUGUACGGCAAUGGCAGUACGUGCCUUGUUAUUUUCAUAUCUUAACAAGACAACUAUAUCGACAGAAGAAGAAACAAUAACAGUAGAACCAGAACAACAAUCACCUGCUGCACAACAACGAAAUCUGCAUGCUGUGAUUAUGAAUAAAAGUAUGGUAGUUGGUGUACCUACAGCAGCUUUACUACAAAGAGAACAAAAUAUUAUGGUAACUCUUUGUAAUCGAAGUAAUGAUCUUGAUGCAGUGAGGGAAGUGAGUCGACAUGCAGAUGUUCUCGUGACUGCACUUGGCAUUCCACGAGUUGUAACGGCAGAUUUUAUAAAACCAGGUGCUAUAGUAAUUGAUGUUGCGAUAAACGAGGAUAAUAGUAGCAAUGUUAGUAACAAUGAUACUCUUGAUAAACCUCGACGUCUCUGCGGUGAUGUGGAUAUGAUUUCGGUUAGAGAAAAAGCGGCGGCAGUGACACCUGUGCCGGGCGGUGUCGGUCCGUUAACUGUAGCGUACUUAAUGCAGAAUACACUUAAGGCGUAUUACUUUUCACAACAAAAUAUUAGUGUCUUUUCAUCCCUUCUUUCUAUGCACAGAGGAGGAGAAGGAAAAGGAAAAGGAGGAAAUGUUGCUAUUGCUACUGGUGAGGCAUCUAGAUCUUCUUCCUCUGUGUUGAAAGGGGAUGAACAUGAUGGGGGAAGUAGUACCAAUGAUAACAGUAAUAACUCUAGUGAGGAUCAUGAUGAAGGUAGUGAUAGCAGUUUUGGUGUUUGCUAA